GUUAGUUGUGUAUGUUACUUUCCUGAUAUUUGUUUUGCAAGGGAGUGUGUAGUUUUAAAGGAUACUGACGAAACAACGAAGGGCCAAACGUCUAAAACUGUGCACGUCUGUGGAAUGGCCACAAAGCAACUGGCAAAGCAACUUGGAUUUAUCAGACGACGCUCUUUGGCUUUAGCUAGUGAUGUGCACCCCAAACCUAAAUCAAAUCAGUUAUAUGCAUACAUAAUUGUAAUCGACUUUGAGUCAACGUGCUGGAACGAUGGCAAGAAGCACUACACACAGGAGAUAAUUGAGUUUCCUGCAGUUUUGUUGAACACCUCUAACGGGCAGAUUGAAUCUGAAUUCCAUACCUAUGUGCAACCUCAAGAGCAUCCAUUUCUGUCUGUGUUUUGUACUGAACUGACAGGAAUAAAACAGAGUCAAGUUGAUGCUGGAGUCCCACUGAUGAUCUGCUUGUCCCAGUUCUCUCGCUGGAUUCGACAUUUACAGCAGGAGAAAAAUAUAGCUUUUGUGUCUGAUGCCUCCAAGCCUAGUAAUCCAGAGACAAAUGUCUGUGCUUUUGUGACAUGGUCAGAUUGGGAUCUAGGUGUGUGUUUGCAGUAUGAACGCAGAAGAAAACAACUUAGAAAACCUGAUAUUUUGAAUGGUUGGAUUGACCUCAGAGCCACUUACAAGUUGUUCUAUAGAAGAAGACCUAAAGGACUAAAUGGAGCUUUGCAAGAUCUGGGAAUUGAAUUUUCUGGCCGGGAACACUCAGGUCUGGAUGAUGCUCGGAAUACUGCCCAUCUUGCUUGGAGGAUGAUUUGUGAUGGAUGUGUGAUGAAAAUUACCAAAUCUCUAAACAGGCUGCAUGAAUUCAUACCAUUGAAGUCUGGAGAUGAACCCGGUGAAUGCGACAGCUCUCUACAUUUUUGUGAGCCGUUUAGUGAUGGACUGUGAUGCUGGCAGUUCGCAGCCGUUUACCGAGAUCAACAGGCUGUUACCCUUUUUCAGACAGUCACUCGCUUGUUGUGUUUGUGGUGAGCAGGUCGCAUUGUCUUCUGAUUUUUUGGCACUUUUAUUUAAUUAAUUUGGUUUCUUUGAAAAGCAGUUAGGUCGUAUUUGUUGUAUAGAAGUACUUUUUCCAUGGCCUAUUCGGAUGCAAAAAAAGUAUUAAAAUACACACUUUAGGGUUACAGCCACAUUACCUUAACAAGUAAAUUUGAUUGUGUUGUUGUUACACUUAGUGCAGUAUUUUGUGGAUUUUUUUCUUCGUUAUGAACGUAUCACGAUUUGUAUAAACACACAUUUUAAUUUAUAAAGUUGCCAGAAUAACCUAUUUUGCUUUAGUACGAAUUUUUGAAAGAGAAGUCUAUCCUCUUCCUAAGACCCCAUCCUUUUAUUUUUGUUUGUGCUGCCUACUCAACUCCACUACAUCAAUCUCUGCCACCUCUGCUUGCCAAACAUGCCUCCCAAAAUCCUUCAUAAUAUCUAUGUCCCAUCAUUAC
Protopterus annectens (West African lungfish) is the source of this 1487-nucleotide messenger RNA. Its product is annotated as ERI1 exoribonuclease 2-like. The record is from RefSeq and is a predicted model, not a curated record. Gene Ontology annotation, molecular function: 3'-5'-RNA exonuclease activity; nucleic acid binding. Gene Ontology annotation, biological process: exonucleolytic trimming to generate mature 3'-end of 5.8S rRNA from tricistronic rRNA transcript (SSU-rRNA, 5.8S rRNA, LSU-rRNA). Bases 115 to 939 code for a protein of 274 amino acids. Lineage: Eukaryota; Metazoa; Chordata; Ceratodontiformes; Protopteridae. The transcript has a single exon.